CCCGCCGGAGUGGCCAUAAACAGAGCAGCAAUUCCGUGAAUUCCGAGCAGCAAUCAUGGGUGCCACGGCCUCGUGCAAGAAAUCCAACGGCAGUGGCUAUCCGGAGCACGAUGAUCCCAGCUACCGCAAGUGCCAGGAGCUCAAGAUGGAGCGCUGGAUCCAGAUGCACUACCAGAUCAAGCAGCGGGAGCAGGCUCUGGCCAUCGCUCAGCACCGGGAGCUAUUCUACUGGCUGAGCGGCUUCUAUCUGAGCGCCGUCUACGGCUGCGCCAGCUACUACCAGCGGGUGAAGCGGGUCUCCGCGUUGGCUCCGCUCCUGCCGCUCACCUUUGUGGUGGGCUACUACACGGAUUGGGCCUACGGCAGCAAGCUGCACCGCAUCCAAGCGGAGGCCAACAUGAUUAUGGAGCACGAGCAGGAGCUGCUGCACUGGCCGGGUGGUCUCCCCACAGUGGCCGGAAUCGAUGAGGCUCGCGUGGAGACCGAGAUGGAAAAGAAAAUGCAUCCACACCACAUGUAGAGGCAAAAGGCUGCCCCUGUCCCAUUUAGUCUGUAGGCGGAAUUGGGUUCUCGUGCUAAGGUUUCCAUUCAAAAAAGCUAUAUUCCGCCAAAAGGGCUGAAGUCAAAAUCUCACACAGUUUUAGACACUUAAAAGUCCUUAGCUAGCAUGAACAUUUUUAAGCAUUAACAUUCGCCAAUGCCUAAAUGUAGGGACCAUUCAAUAACACUUCACAACACUUGCCAGCAUCACUUUGAACCUUUAAUGGUGUUAAGCAACACUACUCAAUAGCAAGCUAAAUCUGCAGGCACAACAUAAGAUACUGCUCAACAAUGA
Molecule: messenger RNA, 835 nt
Organism: Drosophila elegans
Lineage: Eukaryota; Metazoa; Arthropoda; Insecta; Diptera; Drosophilidae
Product: plasminogen receptor (KT)
Exons: 3
Coding region: 56-520 (154 amino acids)
Biological process (GO): positive regulation of plasminogen activation
Cellular component (GO): plasma membrane
Source: RefSeq, a predicted model, not a curated record